AUGUCAGAAGAUGCAGAGCAACAAGCUGAAGAGAUUGAAGUGCUAAAAUCUAUCUAUGAGGGAGAUGAGAACUUUAAGCAAGUUGACGGUACGACUUAUCAAUACAAGUACACGGAGGGAGAAAAGUCAUUUAUAUUAGAAAUAAAAUGGGGGCCUACUUAUCCCACAGAAAAACCCAAAUGCAACUUAGAAAUCUUCUAUAAUCAACAUUUAUUGCCAUCAGUAAAAGAAAAAAUUUUGGAGAUAGUAGAAGCCGAAGCAGAACAGUGGGUUGGAUGUGCAAUGACAUAUACAUUAUUUGAAUGUUUAAAAGAGAAAGUUGCCGAGAUAUUGGCGGGACAAACUGAGGAAGCAGUGGCGGCGCGGGUUGAGAAGAUAGUUAUUGAAGAUCAAACUGAAACGUCAAAGAAGCCAGAGAAGAAGGAACAACUCACGAAGUCACAGAAACGUCGAGCGUGGGAUCGAGCCGAGAUCGGCAAAGCAGGAGAGAGGCCAAGAGGGUGGGAUUGGGUGGACAUUGUCAAACAUUUGUCUCAAGCACCACAUCAGCCAACAUCAUGA
Messenger RNA from Parnassius mnemosyne (clouded apollo), 561 nucleotides. The record is from the annotation of a GenBank genome assembly. Lineage: Eukaryota; Metazoa; Arthropoda; Insecta; Lepidoptera; Papilionidae.